UUUAUAAAUACUGUUUCAUGGUAUAAACAUUCUGUUGGAAAGAAACCACUUCUCGUAGCAUAUUCAGAACAUGGCUCUGGAAGUGUUACAUAUCAAAAUGGCUUUAACAAGAGAUCGAUACUUUAUCAGUACUGGAACUGGCUCUUUUAAUUUAACCAUCAUGCAUUUGGAAGAAUAUGAUUUUGCAACCUACUAUUGUGCUGUGGGUUUCUUGAACGUUAUUAAAUUUGGAGAGGGGACGGUUCUUCUACAUAAAGAGAGCGAUGGAAUGAGAAGGACCACGGUUCUCCAGCAGCCAGUAUCCGACAGACUUCAUCCAGGAGAUUCAGUGACCCUGCAGUGUUCGGUCAUCAGUCAGAUCUGUGCAGGAGAAUACAGCGUCUACUGGUUCAGACAUUCAUCAGGACAUUCUGAUCCAGGAAUCAUUUACACCCAUUAUAACAGGAGUGAUCAAUGCAUGGAGAGAUCAGAGAACGGCUCUCCUACGCAGAGCUGUGUCUACAGUCUCUCUCAGACUGAACUCACAACAUCUGAUGCUGGAAUUUAUUACUGUGCUGUUGCCACAUGUGGGCAGAUACACUUGGGAAAUGGAACUAAGUUAAUUAUUAAAGAUUUAGUCAUCUGGAAUCCAAUUACUUUAAUCCUGGCAACACUGAACAUCAUGACCAUGUUUGUGAUUAUAAUUCUGCUGAUAGUGAUUCAAAAGAUCCACAUUAGAGAUGCCUUGAAUCAUCCUAGAAAUCAAUGGAAGCAGGACAGCAUCCCUCCAGGAGCAGGAUUGGACACCCCUGCCCUACGUAUUGGGGACAAAAUGAUCCAAAACUCUUGUCCUUGUGGGGACAUUUUUUGGUCCCCGUGAGGAAAAUUGCUUAUAAAUGCUUUUUUUUUUUUUUUUAAAAAGGUUUUUUGAAAACCUUAAGAUGCAGAACGUUUUGUGCAAAGGGAUAAAAACUACAGUAAACAAUUAUGUUUAUGGAAUAUCCCCGUGAAACAUGGAGACCCAAUGUGUGUGUUUGAUUUUGUUGCAGAAGAUUUGGUAAGCUUACUUGUUUCCGCAAACAUUUUUGAGGUGUUAAAAUGAGACUCUGAGUGCUCACAGUUUAGUUUUAGUUUUUUUUUUUUUUUUCACCACAAAUUAUCUAUUAAAUAAGCAUUAUCCAGUUCAGUCAUAUCAAAUUGAUUUUUGUCAUUCUCAUAGUAUUAACUAGUUUAAAGCUGUUUAGGUAUACAUUACACCGACACUUUUAUGUCAAAGAGAAGAAUUACUUCUGAGGGAGAACUUCUGCAGUCCUUUCUGCAUAUCAGCCCCUCUCAUCUCUUCCACCUGGCCCAGGCUGAUUCCAUAUCAAUGGUCUGAUCUAUUAAUUCAUUGUUUCCCCUGUUUGAUUUUGGUAUCAUUUUAUGUCUUAUUGUGAUUGUGUACAAACAUCUCAUUAUCUCAGCUGAAGAGUAGAUCAUAAUAAAGAUUUAAG
Messenger RNA from Onychostoma macrolepis, 1472 nucleotides. RefSeq lists its product as uncharacterized. NCBI's taxonomy places the organism in Eukaryota, Metazoa, Chordata, Actinopteri, Cypriniformes, Cyprinidae. Gene Ontology annotation, biological process: response to bacterium. Bases 71 to 859 code for a protein of 262 amino acids. The transcript is spliced from 5 exons. The record is from RefSeq and is a predicted model, not a curated record.